Molecule: messenger RNA, 1371 nt
Organism: Talaromyces amestolkiae
Lineage: Eukaryota; Fungi; Ascomycota; Eurotiomycetes; Eurotiales; Trichocomaceae
Exons: 2
Coding region: 1-1371 (456 amino acids)
Biological process (GO): adenylate cyclase-activating G protein-coupled receptor signaling pathway
Cellular component (GO): plasma membrane
Molecular function (GO): G protein-coupled receptor activity
Source: RefSeq, a predicted model, not a curated record
AUGAGCUUCAUCGCAAGGGAGCUGGUGGGCGCGGCAUGGGACAGCAACAAUAACAGCCAGGAUCCUCAUCCUAUAGACGAUGCGCAACUCCAACAAAUAAACUCGCUUACAACGCGCAAUGCGUUAAACAUCGACCCUCUGAGCUCAGUAGCUCGUAAUGGCCUCAUCGCCAUCUCGAUACUCGCAGUGAUCUCCCUAUUAGCAACGUUCGGGCUUCUCAGCUUCAUCACAUACCGCUUCAUCUUCUGGCAAAAAUACUACAAACGCAGCCUUACCACCAAUCAGUACAUUGUCCUCAUUUACAACCUGAUUCUGGCGGAUUUUCUGCAGGCGUUGGGUUUCGUUUUGUGUUUUUGUUGGGUCUCACAAGAUGCUCUCAAGACUGGCUCAGCGGCUUGUGUCCUACAAGCAUUGUUAAUUCAGGCCGGUGAUCCCGGAAGUGGUCUCUUUGUCUUGACUAUCGCUGCUCAUACAUUUCUACUCGUUACUUCGGGAAGAUUAGUGCCUCAUAAGUGGUUCGCUGCUGGCGUCGUGGGAGUAUGGGUGUUCCUGGCCAUCCUGGUCAUUAUUCCAGUUGCUUCUCACGGAACGGGUGUUUUUACCCCUUCAGGAGUAUGGUGCUGGAUCGACUCCGCAUACGAAGACUACCGCCUUUACACUCACUACAUUUGGAUUUUCAUGGCCGAAUUCGGCACCGUCGUUCUCUACGCCGUCAUGUUCUUCCAACUCCGCCGGCAGAUGGCUGCCUCAUCGAUUCUCGCCGGAAGCCAGAUGGAGAGCCUCAAACGUCUUCGUCGCGUCGUCAGCUACAUGGUUAUCUACCCUGUCGCAUACGUCAUCCUGUCACUUCCCCUCGCAGCCGGGCGAAUGAUGAGCGCACAAGGAAAGACGCCUAGUACGGCAUACUUUUGCGUUGCAGGAGCCAUGAUGACAAGCUCCGGGUUUGUGGAUGUGUUGUUGUACACGCUUACUCGUCGCAACUUGAUCAUCUACUCUGAAGUGAGCGCCCACCGCGGGAACUACGACAAUAUGGGCAGUCAAAGCAACUCGAAACGGAAAACGAGUCGCUUGAUGUUGGGUACCAAGGGAAUAUCCACAAUGACUACAACCAUCACCAGUCACAUUGACAAUACUGGCGAAGGAGGUGGAUUUCGUCGAACCCGAGUUGCUCCUGAUCAUGAAACGAUAUACUCCACCGAUUCGCAGGACAACAAUACGUCGACCGACAACAUCGUCCAGAAGGAUGUUGAGCUUGCCGAGUUGGGCAAGGUCUAUCAAAAGACCACGAUUGAAGUUACGAGUGAGCCUGCUCCUUACCAUCCUCAAAAAUCUCGAAAUUCCGGUCAUGCAGAGGAUGGUCGGAGUUGGUGA